Messenger RNA from Branchiostoma floridae (Florida lancelet), 272 nucleotides. Its product is annotated as alpha-2C adrenergic receptor-like. Lineage: Eukaryota; Metazoa; Chordata; Leptocardii; Amphioxiformes; Branchiostomatidae. Gene Ontology annotation, biological process: adenylate cyclase-activating adrenergic receptor signaling pathway. The coding region runs from base 24 to 272 and encodes 82 amino acids. The transcript is spliced from 3 exons. Gene Ontology annotation, molecular function: G protein-coupled amine receptor activity. The record is from RefSeq and is a predicted model, not a curated record. Gene Ontology annotation, cellular component: membrane.
GCGGCGAAUUGAGCUCGGCGGGGAUGGAAGCGAACGGGACCGCAGAGCCCGGGAACAGCUCCGGUGAUGCUGACUGGGGCGAUCUGGGCGGGCAGGAGAGCAUGUGGGGAACCGUCGCUCUGGUCGUGCUGCUGUCAAUCAUUGUGGCCAUCACGGUGGUGGGAAACAUCCUGGUUCUCCUGGCGGUAGCGACACACCGCAGUCUCCAGACGCUGUCUAACGUCUUCCUGGUGUCGCUCUGCGUCUCUGAUCUUCUGGUGACGGGACUGUAG